CUGCCCGGGCUGCUGUUGUUGCUAUGAUGCAAUGGCGACUGCGCCGUGGGAAGCGAGUGAGGAGUUGAAUGAGUUCCCUUCACAGUUGAAGUGAAGCAGCCGCCGACAGACAGGACACCGUCAAUGCGGAGGGACAGACAGCAGGCAGGGAGACACUGGCAGGGCCCUGUCCUACCACACUACAUGGAAACACACAGCCAGAUAUGUCUGCUAGCCUCACAGCUAGCCGUGUCAUGACGGUUGGAGAGAUUUCUCACACAUCUGUACGACGUUGCAGCGAGACGAGCACCAACACCCUAUUUGCCCUCCUUAGACGAUACCAAGUGAGGAGUGGCUGUUGUUUUUCUUUUCUUUUUUAAAUUUAUGGUCGCAUUGUCCUCCUCACCGGCGACUCGGUGGACGUAUUCGUGCUUCUUACCAUGGCUGAGAGAACCUCAACCGGGUUGCUAACGAUGAUGUUGGAGCCCACGCCGGCUGUCGCUAUGACCCUGCCGGCGGAGGUCCGGGAGAAGCUGGCGGAGCUGGAGCUGGAGCUCUCUGAAGGGGACAUCACUCAGAAGGGCUAUGAGAAGAAAAGAGGCAAGCUGUUGGCACCGUACAUCCCACAGAUACAAGGUGUAGAUCCUUCACUGCAAAUUGACAACAGAAUCCAGGCCUCCUCCCAAGCUGUUCUUCCAGGUUCCAAACACAACAAGUCCCGGGCGGCCAACACCCGGGAUGAGCGCUUCAGAUCUGAUUUGCACACAGAAGCCGUCCAAGCAGCUUUGGCAAAGUACAAGGAAAGGAAGAUGCCAAUGCCCUCCAAGAGACGAUCUGUGUUAGUUCAAUCUUCUGUUGAGGCAUGCACCCCGCCAGACACCUCCUCAGCGUCGGAAGACGAGGGCUCGCUGCGCCGGCAGGGACGUCUGGCCACCUCCACGCCCUACCAGGGCCACGGCCACCUAGCCGUUGAGCACUGGUUUAACCGUGUCAUCCAGGGUUCGUCCACCUCAUCCUCCGCGUCAUCCACUUCAUCCCACCCGGGAGGGAGAUCUGUCACCACCACCAACACCACUGCCCACGCAGCCCUCAACGCCAACGCCGCAGCUACCGCACUGGCCGACCUUAUGGCACACACCCAGCUAGAUAACCACUCAGCGCCCCCCGAUGUGACGGGGCUGUCGGAACGCUCCUCGCUUCAUGCGGAGCGGCCCCAGGUGGCCUCGGUGCGAGGCGUUUCCCGGGGCUACAUCCACCACACCAGCGUCAUGGAGACUGGAGAUGGCUGUGAGUGGAGAAGUGAAGGAUCCCUCAGUUUAAUGGAUGGUGUACCAGUCAACAGUCGCGUCUCCUCCAAAAUCCAGCAGCUGCUCAACACUCUGAAGAGACCAAAACGACCGCCAUUACGAGAGUUCUUUGUGGACGACUUUGAGGAGCUUUUGGAUGUCCAGCAUAUAGAUCCCAACCAGCCAAAGCCAGAAGGCCAGCACACAAGUCCCCUGGAAGGAGAGCCUCUCGGGGUGGUCAACAACUGGCCUCCCUCCUUGCCAGCAGCCUUACAACGAUGGGGCAGCACUCAGCCCAAGAGCCCCUGUCUGACGGCACUCGACAAUGCUGGCAAGCCUGUCUACACACUCACCUAUGGUAAACUAUGGACCCGCAGUCAGAAACUGGCAUACACUCUUCUUAACAAGCUGAGCACCAGAAAUGAGCCUUUGCUCAUGCCCGGAGACAGAGUUGCACUUGUUUUCCCCAACAAUGACCCAGUGAUGUUCAUGGUGGCCUUCUACGGCUGUCUCCUGGCAGAGCUGGUACCUGUGCCUAUCGAAGUGCCACUUACCAGAAAGGAUGCAGGAAGUCAACAGAUUGGCUUUCUGUUGGGCAGCUGUGGCGUCACAUUGGCACUAACCACCGAUGCUUGUCAGAAAGGCUUGCCCAAAGCACAAACGGGGGAGGUAGCCACUUUCAAAGGCUGGCCGCGGUUGCUGUGGUUUGUGACAGAUGGAAAACAUGUUGUGAAGCCUCCGAAAGACUGGCAUCCCCCAAUACGGGAAGCCAGUAAUGACAUAGCCUACAUUGAGUAUAAAACCAGCAAGGAGGGCAGCACCAUGGGGAUCACAGUGUCCCAUUCAGCCAUGCUGGCUCACUGUCACGCCCUUACACAGGCCUGCGGCUACACUGAAGCCGAGACCAUAACCAACGUCCUGGACUUCAAGAGAGAAGCAGGAUUAUGGCAUGGUGUUCUUACUAGUGUCAUGAAUCGGAUGCACGUGAUUAGCAUUCCUUACUCCCUGAUGAAAGUCAACCCCCUCUCCUGGAUACAGAAGGUGCACACAUACAAAGCGCGGGUUGCAGUGGUGAAGUCGAGGGACAUGCACUGGUCUCUGCUUGCCCAGAGAGACCAGAGAGACAUCAGCCUGAGCUCGCUGCGCAUGCUCAUCGUAGCCGACGGAGCUAACCCAUGGUCGAUAUCCUCCUGCGAUGCCUUCCUUAACGUGUUUCAGGCACGUGGGCUGCGACCUGAGGUGAUCUGUCCAUGUGCCAGCUCUUCAGAAGCCAUGACUGUCGCCAUCCGCAGACCUCCAGAAAUGGGUGUUCCUCCUCCUGGGAAGGCGGUGCUGUCUAUGGGUGGGCUGAGCCACAGCGUGAUCCGUGUGGACACAGAGGAGAAACUCUCUGUCCUCACAGUGCAGGAUGUGGGACAGGUCAUGCCUGGAGCUCUGGUUUGUGUGGUGCGGGUGGAGGGGACACCCUAUCUCUGUCAGACAGACGAGGUUGGAGAGAUCUGCGUCAACUCAGGUAGCACGGGUGUAGCUUACUACGGCCUCCCGGGCAUGACCAAGAACAUCUUCGAGACCAUUCCAGUAACAUCAUCUGGGAUUCCCGUCAGCGACAGACCAUUUACCAGGACCUCACUGCUGGGCUUUGUGGGGCCCGACAGCCUUGUGUUUGUUGUGGGGAAGAUGGAUGGGCUGAUGGUGGUCAGUGGGCGGAGACACAAUGCCGAUGAUGUGGUUGCCACAGCACUGGCAGUGGAGCCCAUGAAGUUUGUGUACAGGGGGAGGAUAGCAGUGUUUUCUUUGUCUGUGCUGCAUGACGAGAGGAUCGUUGUUGUAGCAGAGCAGAGGCCAGACGCCUCCGAGGAAGACAGCUUCCAGUGGAUGAGCCGCGUCCUUCAGGCCAUAGACAGCAUCCACCAGGUUGGGGUGUACUGCCUGGCUCUGGUGCCUGCCAACACACUUCCCAAGGCUCCACUGGGCGGCAUUCAUAUAUCUGAGACCAAACAGCGCUUCCUGGAGGGUGCCUUGCACCCAUGCAACGUCCUCAUGUGCCCUCACACAUGUGUCACCAACCUGCCCAAGCCAAGACAAAAACAGCCAGAGGUCGGUCCUGCUUCUAUGAUAGUGGGCAACCUGGUGGCAGGCAAGAGGAUUGCACAGGCCUGUGGGAGAGACGUGGCACAGCUAGAGGACAAUGACCAGGCACGUAAGUUCCUGUACAUACAGGAUGUGCUGCAAUGGAGAGCUCAGGCCACUCCAGACCACCCUCUGUUCCUUGUUCUCAAUGCUAAGGGCACGGUGGCUAGUACAGCCUCCUGUCUGCAGCUGCACAAGCGGGCAGAGCGGGUGGCUACAGCACUGAUGGGUCGCCUCAACACUGGAGACCACGUGGCACUCGUCUACCCACCAGGAAUCGACCUGAUUGCUACCUUCUAUGGCUGCCUGUAUGCUGGCUGUGUUCCAGUCACUGUCAGACCCCCGCAUCCCCAGAACCUGGCGACCACCCUGCCCACCGUUAAGAUGAUUGUUGAGGUCAGUAAGUCGGUGUGUAUCCUGACCACUCAAGCAAUAAUGAAGCUCCUGAAAUCCAAAGAGGCUGCUGCUGCUGUGGACACCAAGAGCUGGCCUAUGGUGCUGGACACAGAUGACCUCCCCAGGAAGAAGAGUCCCCAGAUGUACAAGCCCCCGACCCCAGAGAUGUUAGCUUACCUGGACUUCAGCGUGUCCACAACAGGCAUCUUAGCAGGAGUCAAAAUGUCUCACGCUGCCACCAGUGCCUUGUGUCGCUCCAUCAAACUGCAGUGUGAGCUCUACCCUUCCCGGCAGAUCGCCAUCUGUCUGGACCCCUACUGCGGUCUGGGCUUCGCUCUCUGGUGCCUGUGCAGUGUGUACUCAGGCCACCAGUCAAUCCUGGUUCCCCCUCUGGAGCUGGAGAGCAACGCGUCUCUGUGGCUUGCGGCAGUCAGCCAAUACAAAGUGCGCGUCACCUUCUGCUCGUAUUCAGUCAUGGAGAUGUGCACCAAGGGCUUGGGUUCACAGACAGAGGCACUGCGGUUGCGAAAUGUGAACCUGUCUUGCGUGCGUACGUGCAUGGUGGUAGCAGAGGAGAGGCCCCGCAUAGCACUCACUCAGUCCUUCUCAAAGAUCUUUAAGGACUUGGGGCUUUCAUCACGCGCCGUCAGCACCACCUUCGGCUGUAGGGUGAAUGUGGCGAUAUGUUUGCAGCCCAACAGGUUAGGGAAACUGGCUGAGCAGGGCACAGCCGGACCAGACCCUACUACUGUUUAUGUGGACAUGAGAGCUCUACGACAUGAUAGGGUUCGCCUGGUAGAGAGAGGGUCGCCACACAGCUUGCCACUGAUGGAGUCUGGGAAGAUCCUUCCAGGAGUGAAGGUGAUCAUUGCCAACACAGAAACUAAAGGACCCUUGGGAGACUCCCAUCUAGGAGAGGUCUGGGUGAGCAGUCCUCACAAUGCCACAGGUUACUACACAGUUUACGGUGAGGAGGCGCUACAUGCUGACCACUUCAACACCAAGCUCAGCUUCGGCGACACCCAGACUGUCUGGGCGAGGACGGGCUACCUGGGCUUCCUGCGGCGCACGGACCUGACUGAUGCCAGUGGAGAGCGUCAUGACGCCCUCUAUGUAGUGGGCUCCCUUGAUGAGACUCUGGAGUUGAGGGGAAUGAGGUAUCACCCAAUUGACAUCGAGACCUCUGUUAUCCGUUCUCACAAGAGCAUAGCUGAAUGUGCGGUGUUCACUUGGACCAACCUGCUGGUGGUGGUUGUGGAGCUGGAGGGCUCGGAGCAGGAGGCCCUGGACCUGGUGGCCCUGGUCACCAACGUGGUGCUGGAGGAGCACUACCUCAUCGUAGGGGUGGUGGUGGUGGUCGACCCCGGCGUCAUCCCCAUCAACUCCAGAGGGGAGAAGCAACGCAUGCACCUCAGAGACGGAUUCCUGGCCGACCAGCUGGACCCCAUAUAUGUGGCUUACAACAUGUGAGCGCUGCCCCUC
This is a messenger RNA of Perca fluviatilis (European perch), 5273 nucleotides long. RefSeq names its product disco-interacting protein 2 homolog A (gene dip2a). The coding region runs from base 420 to 5261 and encodes 1613 amino acids. The transcript has 40 exons. Lineage: Eukaryota; Metazoa; Chordata; Actinopteri; Perciformes; Percidae. The record is from RefSeq and is a predicted model, not a curated record. Gene Ontology annotation, cellular component: cell surface.